This is a messenger RNA of Suillus bovinus, 852 nucleotides long. RefSeq lists its product as uncharacterized. Bases 1 to 852 code for a protein of 283 amino acids. The record is from RefSeq and is a predicted model, not a curated record. The transcript is spliced from 7 exons. Lineage: Eukaryota; Fungi; Basidiomycota; Agaricomycetes; Boletales; Suillaceae.
AUGGCUCAAGCACCACCCACACCUCCUCCCAUGAGCGCAACAGAGCUUCGUGACGAAGCUCGAGAUUCUAUCAUUGCUUCCUCAGCGGAAUCCUCGGAUCCCACUGGCGUGACCACAUCACCUAAUAGCUCAGGCAGCCCGGAACCUUCCCAACAACUUUCUGCUGUCCAAGAUAUCUACCAGCAAGUUUUUCCCCAGUUAUCUAAUUUGGCCGAGCAAAGGAAUUUCGUUGGCAUCACUAAUAUCGCUGAACAUCACGACUUGAACGGUUCAAAUGACAAAAGUCACACCAGACUGCUUUUGAUUGCCCCAUUGGUACUGGCUUAUAUGGUGCUGGAUGAUUUGACACCUGCUCAACAUGCCCUUGCACGGUUGCCUGAAAGUGUGUCCUCGCAUCCCCUGUCGCAUGCACUCGCAGUACUCUUAGCAUCCGCUUUGGAACGAAAGUAUGAAAAUACUUACGCUCGGGCCCAAGAGCUGUUCCAGAUGUCGCAGCAGAGUGACUUCCCUGAUUCAAGGUUGGGGAAAACUGUUGGUCUACUAGUUAACGACUUCCUCGAUGCGUUCCGCAAGAAUACCUUCACGCUUGUUUCGCGAGCAUUCGCGUGCCUCCAUGUUACGGAAGCUCAGAAAUUACUUGGGCUGGGACGAAAGGAGGUACUUGCAAUUGCGAACAACAACCACUGGCAAUUCGACGCGACCAGUGAUAUACUGCGACCCUCGAAUGCUUCUCUUCCUGCUCUGGUUGCUACGAAACCUGGGACGUCCCUAGUACUGCCGUCCUCGGUGAUGACGUUCGAUCUCGUCGUGAACAGUGUUACAACCUCAGAAUCAGCUGUAUAUCCUGAGUGA